Messenger RNA from Suricata suricatta (meerkat), 1993 nucleotides. Its product is annotated as putative protocadherin beta-18. NCBI's taxonomy places the organism in Eukaryota, Metazoa, Chordata, Mammalia, Carnivora, Herpestidae. The transcript has 3 exons. Gene Ontology annotation, molecular function: calcium ion binding. The record is from RefSeq and is a predicted model, not a curated record. Bases 70 to 1875 code for a protein of 601 amino acids. Gene Ontology annotation, cellular component: plasma membrane. Gene Ontology annotation, biological process: homophilic cell-cell adhesion.
AGGAGCAAUUUAGGAGCUGUUUGCAACUGAGUUGAAACAUUUCUGCAGAAAGACGUUUGCUUAGGAGCCAUGGAGCAAGGAGAGAGGCGUCCUAAGCAGAUAAGGCAAGUGCUGCUUUUCUUUGUUUUCCUGGGAGGGUCUUUGGUGUGUUCAGAGCCCUGGCGUUAUUCUGUGGCAGAGGAAAUGGAAAUUGGCUCCUUUAUAGCAAAUGUGGUGAAAGAUACAGGUUUGGGUGUUGAAGACUUGGUUGCACGGGGGGCGAGAGUUAUCUUUGAUGACUAUAAACCAUAUUUACAGUUGGAUCAGCAGACUGGCAACUUGCUCUUAAAUGAACAACUGGACCGGGAGGCACUUUGCCAUCUUACAGAGCCAUGUAUAUUGCAUUUCCAGGUAUUAUUUGAAAAUCCUUUACAAUUUUUUCGGGCUGAACUUUGGGUCAAUGACAUAAAUGAUCAUACACCCGCAUUUCUAGACAAACAUAUACUUCUGAAAAUCUCAGAAAGUACUGUUCCAGGAACCUCAUUCCCAAUGGACAGUGCUCAGGACUUGGAUGUAGGAAAGAAUGGUGUCCAAAACUACACAUUAAGCCCCAAUCCUUAUUUCCAUCUUAAAUCACAAGAAAGUGAUGACGGCAGAAAAUACCCGGAGCUAUUCCUGGAUCAAUCUUUGGAUCGAGAAAAAGAACCUGAAUUUAAAUUAACGAUAACAGCCUUGGAUGGCGGGUCUCCGCCCAGGUCUGGAACUGCACUUGUUCGUGUUUUGGUCUUAGAUAUCAAUGACAAUGCUCCAGAGUUCGAGAGGUCUGUCUAUGAGGUUCAGGUACCAGAAAACAGCCCUCUGGACUCCUUGGUCAUUAGGGUGUCUGCUACAGAUUUGGAUGCGGGAAUAUAUGGAGAACUAUCCUACUCAUUUUCCCACGUCUCCAGAGACAUACGGAGAACAUUUGAAAUCCAUCCAAUUUCUGGUGAAAUCCGCUUAAAAGCGCUUCUGGAUUUCGAGUUAAUUCAGUCUUAUACAAUAAAUAUUCAGGCCACUGAUGGUGGUAGCCUUUCGGGAAAAUCAGCGAUUUUAGUUCAGGUUGUGGAUGUGAAUGACAACCCACCAGAAAUAGUCAUGACAUCUCUUACCAGCCCCAUACCAGAAAAUUCCUCGCCUGAGAUGGUGGUCGCUAUUUUUAGCCUAAGAGACCAAGACGCUGGGGACAACGGGAGGAUGGUGUGCUCAAUACAGGACGAUCUCCCCUUUCUCUUGAAGCCUACCUUCAAAAAUUUCUACACUCUGGUAACAGAGCUCCCACUGGACAGAGAAAGCCAGGCCGAGUACAACAUCACCAUCACGGUCACUGACUUGGGGACCCCCAGACUGAAAACGCAGCACAACAUAACCGUGACGGUCUCCGACGUCAACGACAACGCCCCCGCCUUCAGCCAAACCACCUACACCCUGCGGGUCCGCGAGAACAACAGCCCCGCGCUGCACAUCGGCAGCGUCAGCGCCACAGACAGCGACGCGGUCGCCUUGGCGUCCGUGUCGUCGCUCUUCCUGUUCUCGGUGCUGGUGUUCGUGGCGGUGCGGCUGUGCAGGCGGAGCCGGGCGGCGUCGGCGGGCCGCUGCCCGGUGCCCGAGGGCCACUUUCCGGGCCACCUGGUGGACGUCAGCGGCACGGGGACGCUGUCCCAGAGCUACCAGUAUGAGGUGUGUCUGCGGGGAGGCUCGGGGACCAGCGAGUUCAAGUUCCUCAAACCGGCUGUCUCCAGCGUUCCUCCCCCGGAAGGAAUAAAUGUAGAUGUCUUCACAAACUUUUUUGGACAAUGCAACAAAUCAAUACAGCGUGCUCACAGACACUUUUUCUCCUUAUAUGAUAUUUACAAAUAAAUCAUCCACAACACCUUCAACUUUCUUUUUUAAUGUUUGUUUAUUUUUGAGAGGAAGAGCGGGGGAGAGCCUGAGUGAGGCGGGCACAGAAGAUACCAAGUGGCUCUGUGCUGACAGC